This is a messenger RNA of Mus pahari (shrew mouse), 980 nucleotides long. RefSeq names its product transmembrane protein 191C (gene Tmem191c). The transcript is spliced from 10 exons. The record is from RefSeq and is a predicted model, not a curated record. Bases 1 to 909 code for a protein of 302 amino acids. NCBI's taxonomy places the organism in Eukaryota, Metazoa, Chordata, Mammalia, Rodentia, Muridae.
AUGGCUGAGCCGCAGGAGCAGCUACUGCAGCUGCAGAAGGACAACCGAGAUGGCCGCCUGCGGAAGCAGGAGCUGGAAGAGCUGGUGCGUGGGCUGGAAGCCGAGAGCGAGAGCCUCACCGGGCGCCUGGAGGAGCUGCGGGAGCGCGAGCGCAGCCUGCAGCGGAGACGAAGCCAAGCAUCACGAGCUAUUCGAGGGGAGGCAUGCGAGGCGGCACGGGAGCGUGCGGAGCGGGCUCGUGGGCUGCUGGAGGCGGCGGAGCAGCACCGGCAGGACCUGGAGCAAUACAAUCGGAAGCUGCAGGAACAGUGGGAGGAACUGUCCAGCCAGCUUUUCUACUAUGGAGGGGAGCAGCUGAGUCAACAGCGAGCGGAGCAGCAACUAGGAACUCAGCUUGCGGCGCUGCAGAAACAUCUGGAACUGGCGGAGGCCAAAUUCAGCAUGCAGGCAGAGGACCUGCGGCAGGGUGCGCAGCGGACAGAAGAGGCCUGGGCCAGCUUCCAGGAGCAGAGUGGAGUCCUGCAGGAGCUGCAAGGGAAAGUGAUGGAGGCAGCAGCUGCGCUGGAGGCUACGCGCGGUGGCUCGGAACCGUGGAACUCACAGCCUCGUCGGGUGCAAGACUGCGCGGGCUCACUCAUGGAGGAAGUGGCCAGGGCUGACUGCGAAAAGCGACUGUUCGGUGGUACGGGCGCGGGAAGCCUCAGGCUGUGGGCGCUGAGCGCACUGCAAACGCUGCUGCUGCUCCCGCUGGGUUUCCUGGUGCUGCCGCUGAUUUACGUGGUGCUGACGAAGCCUGACGCCGUCGGCCCGGGACUCCAGAGUCUUGGCUCCGACGCGGUCUUCCGCCGGCUGCGCUACACGCUGUCACCUUUACUUGAGCUGCGUGCACGCGGACUGCUGCCUGCCUAGAGUGCAUCAUGUCGGCUUUGGCCGCUUGCACCUCUGUCUCCUUUGUGUUUUCUGGGUGCCUGCUUGUAUGA